UCCAUUUUCUGUACUGCUUAUCCUUCAUAGGGUCAUGGGGAGCCUGGAGCCUAUCCUAGGGGAUUAGGGGCAUGAGGUGGGGGACACCCUGAAUUGGGUGCCAACCCAUCGCAGCGCACAAUCUCUCACACACACAUUCACACACUACGGGCAAUUUGGAAAUGCCAGUCAGCCUACACCGCAUGUCUUUCGUGUUGGGGAGGAAACCGGAGUACCCGGAGGAAACUCCUGAAGUACGGGAUGAAGAUGCAAACACUGCACACAGGGCGGAGGCAGGAUUUGAUCCCCCAACCCUGGAGGGCGAAUACAUCAGGCCAUGGUAACGUCUUUAAACGAAGACAACGAAAGUGUUACUGUGGAGUGGAUAGAAAAUGGAGACACGAAAGGAAAAGAGAUUGAUCUAGAGUGUAUAUUUUCACUAAACUCAGAUGUUGCUCCAGAGGAGGAGAUUUCUCUGAGCCCUAUAACACCACCUCCUCCCACACCUACCUCUAUGAAGGUCAACAAGAUCCCCAAGAAUCGAAGGACUAUCGCUCCUGGAAGGGCUGAGAUCCCAUCCAGAGACAAUAAAGUCGGAUCAACUCGGGCGCGUCCUGGCCAGCAGCAGCCAGAGUCAGCCCUCCCUCCACCUGCUCAGCAACCAGCUCAACCUACACAGUCCCAAACACAGCAGAACCAACAACAGCUGCAGAAUGCGAGGAGGAAGUCCAACUGUGUGAAAGAUGUAGAGAAAAUGCAGGAGAAGAGAGAGAGGCGGCGACUGCAGCAGCAAGAGCUAAGGGAGAAGAGAGCGCAGGAGGUGGACACGACAGUCCCCAACUAUGAAAUAAUGCAGAUGAUCAGAGAUUUUAGGGCAAGUAUGGAUUACAGACCACUAACCACAGCGGAUUUGAUUGAAGAGCGCCGAAUAUGUGUUUGUGUGAGGAAGCGCCCUCUUAACAAAAAAGAACUCACUGCAAAGGAGCUGGAUGUGCUCACCAUCCCCAGUAAACAUGUCGUCUUGGUCCAUGAGCCUAAGCAGAAUGUGGACCUCACCCGAUACCUAGAGAAUCAAACCUUUCGCUUUGAUUAUGCCUUUGACGACAGUACAUCAAAUGAAAUGGUUUACAGGUUUACAGCAAGACCUUUAGUGGAAACGAUCUUUGACAGAGGAAUGGCUACAUGCUUUGCGUACGGCCAAACCGGAAGUGGGAAAACGCACACCAUGGGUGGAGAUUUUUCUGGAAAGAACCAGGAUUGCUCAAAAGGAAUCUAUGCAUUAGCUGCUCGUGAUGUUUUCCUUAUGCUGAAGAAACCCAACUACAAGAAGUUGGAUCUUCAAGUCUACGCAACCUUCUUUGAAAUUUACAGUGGAAAGGUGUUUGACUUGCUGAACCGUAAAACAAAGCUGCGUGUAAUGGAGGAUGGGAAACAGCAGGUGCAAGUGGUUGGGCUGCAGGAGAAAGAGGUCAGAUGCACUGAAGAUGUCCUCAAGCUCAUUGAGGUCGGAAACAGCUGCAGAACUUCAGGACAGAUUUCUGCCAACGCUCACUCAUCCCGAAGCCACGCUGUCUUCCAGAUUAUUCUGCGCAGGAAAGGGAAGAUGCACGGCAAGUUUUCAUUGAUUGACCUGGCAGGGAACGAGCGUGGCGCUGAUACAUCCAGUGCUGACCGCCGGACACGGCUGGAGGGAGCAGAGAUCAACAAGAGCCUACUUGCACUGAAGGAGUGUAUUAGAGCCCUGGGGCAGAACAAACCGCACACGCCGUUCAGAGCCAGCAAACUUACGCACGUGCUCAGAGACUCAUUCAUCGGCGAGAACUCGAAGACGUGCAUGAUUGCCACCAUUUCUCCUGGAAUGGCUUCCUGUGAAAACACUCUGAACACACUACGAUAUGCCAACAGAGUGAAGGAGCUGACCGUGGACCCGAACACCAUGGCUGAAGGAGUGCGACCCAACAUCAACGCUAUCACCGAGCUGGACAUCAUGGAGGAAGAGUGGGAACUGAGUAGCUCCCCUCAGAGAGAUGACCUCAAGCUGCUCUGUGAACAGAAUGAAGAGGAAGUGUCUCCUCAGCUCUUCACCUUCCAUGAAUUGGUGUCCCAGCUGGUGGAGAUGGAGGAGCAGGUACUGGAGGACCACCGAGCAGUGUUUCAGAGGUCAAUUAGAUGGCUGGAGGAUGAGAAGGUUCUGCUGGAGAUGACUGAGGAGGUGGAUUAUGAUGUAGACUCCUACUCUUCCCAGCUUGAGCACAUACUGGACCAGAAGAUCGACGUCCUGAUUGAACUCAGAGAUAAAGUGAGGUCGUUCCGCUCAGCCCUGCAGAAAGAGGAACAAGCCAAGCCUCAGGAAAGUGACAGAUCACCCAACCUCACUCGAGCCAUGCACUAGGGAGACGACUUUAGAACCAGCUAGUCAGACCGACAAAAAGAAAUAAACAUAUGUACAGUAGCUACACUAUUAAUAAAGUCGCUUUUAUGUAUGUUGUAUUUUUUAGAUGGAGUUUGUUUAUGCACCUACUGGAGCAUCCAGACAGUAAGGCAUUACAGUAAUCUAGUUUAGAGGUGACGAAAGCAUGAAUGAUGUAGUGACAAUAUAUUUCUUAUCUUAGAAAUAUUUCUGAGAUGAAAGAAGACUAUCCUAGUAAUAUCUACAUCAGCAUCAAUUGAUAGACUGGAGUCAAUAAUCACACCAAGGUCUUUUACUGCUGUACAUGAUGAAACAGAAGUUAGCAUCCAACGUCUAAUGUCCUUUACACAAUCCUCAACUUUACUAAGCUGCUGUCUGUCCUCUGGCUUCGCUGAAACAUACAACUGUGCAUCAUCAGCAUAACAGUGGAAGCUAAUUCCAUGUUUACGAAUAAUUUGACCUAGAGGUAGCAUAUAUAAAGUAAAAAGCAGUGGGCCUAAAACAGAACCUUGUGGAACACCAAAUUUAACCUCGAUAUGCAUGGAGAAGUCUCCAUUUACAUCUACGAACUGAUAAUGAUCGGUCAAAUACAGUGCAUCCAGAAAGUAUUCCCAACGCUUCACUUUUCCCACAUUUUGUUAUGUUACAGCCUUAUUCCAAAAUGGAUUAAAUUCAUUAUUUUCCUCAAAAUUCUACAAACAAUACCCCAUAAUGACAACAUGAAAGAAGUUUGUUUGAAAUCUUUGCAAAUUUAUUAAAAAUAAAAAACAAAAAAAGCACAUGUACAUAAGUAUUCACAGCCUUUGCCAUGACACUGUAAAUUGAGCUCAGGUGCAUCCUGUUUCCCCUGAUCAUCCUUGAGAUGUUUCUACAACUUGAUUGGAGUCCACCUGUGGUAAAUUCAGUUGAUUGGACAUGAUUUGGAAAGGCACACACCUGUCUAUAUAAGGUCCCGCAGUUAACAAUGCAUGUCAGAGCACAAACCAAGCCAUGAAGACCAGGGAAUUGUCUGGAGACCUCCGAGGCAGGACUGUAUCGAGGCACAGAUCUGGGGAAGGGUACAGAAACAUUUCUACAGCAUUGAAGGUCCCAAUGAGCACAGUGGCCUCAUCAUCCAUAAAUGGAAGAAGUCUGGAACCAACAGGACUCUUUUAGAGCUUACAUGUUUAAUGAAAAGCUACAAAAUACACUGUGAACCAAGCACACUAGGUGCAUGUUAGAAACUAGCUAACAAACAUGAAGAUGAACAAACUCUGAUCCAUGCCUUCCACUUGAAUAUUGGAUUUUAUGAAUGACAAAAAAUAUAAAAUAAAUAAUAAUAAAUCUGGACAGGAGGCAUGCCAUGUCUGAAGUCCGUCACACCAAGAAAUGAUUUUGGGAAUACAACAAAGGAAAUUCCACUGCAACAGUCUGCGCUUCCUGUUCAACAUAGAAGCCUCGGUGUAUAGAACCG
Messenger RNA from Ictalurus punctatus (channel catfish), 3842 nucleotides. Its product is annotated as kinesin-like protein KIF2A. The transcript has 21 exons. The coding region runs from base 317 to 2371 and encodes 684 amino acids. NCBI's taxonomy places the organism in Eukaryota, Metazoa, Chordata, Actinopteri, Siluriformes, Ictaluridae. The record is from RefSeq and is a predicted model, not a curated record. Gene Ontology annotation, biological process: microtubule-based movement. Gene Ontology annotation, molecular function: microtubule binding; microtubule motor activity; ATP binding.